Penicillium mononematosum is the source of this 4527-nucleotide messenger RNA. RefSeq lists its product as uncharacterized. The record is from RefSeq and is a predicted model, not a curated record. Gene Ontology annotation, cellular component: RISC complex; cytoplasm; nucleus. Lineage: Eukaryota; Fungi; Ascomycota; Eurotiomycetes; Eurotiales; Aspergillaceae. Gene Ontology annotation, molecular function: RNA binding; DNA binding; ribonuclease III activity. Gene Ontology annotation, biological process: siRNA processing. The coding region runs from base 1 to 4527 and encodes 1508 amino acids. The transcript is spliced from 13 exons.
AUGGAUCCCGAAGACACUGCCUCAGAUAUAUCUGGCGAUGAAGCUGUGCCCCCACGUUUGACGGAGUCGCACCGACACCGAGCUCAAAAUGCUAUGUUCACUGCACUGCUCGAAGAGCAUGUUGUCAACGGACCCAGCAAUGGCCCCAAUGGGGCACAUAUCGAACUAUCUGAUGCGGAACUUUCAACUGCUCGUUUGCUCGCAAAUACAGAGCCCGGGGGUGGGGUCCUGGACCCUCGUGAAUACCAAAUUGAGCUCUUUGAAAGAGCACGGGCUAGCAACACAAUCGCGGUUCUUGACACAGGAUCUGGGAAGACUUUAGUGGCUGUGCUUUUGCUCAAGCAUAUCCUCCAAAUCGAACUCAACAAACGUGCAAGUGGCAGAAAACCUCGCGUCGCCUUUUUCCUGGUGGACAGUGUAACCUUGGUUUUUCAACAGUCUGCGGUCUUGAGAAACAACCUCGAUCAAAAAGUCGGUCAUUUUUACGGCAACCUAGGACCUGAUCUUUGGGACCAACAAACGUGGAACAAGCACCUUGAAAAGUACAUGGUGAUCGUAUGCACAGCAGAGAUCCUGAACCACUCUCUAUUGAAUGGCCAUAUAGGGAUUGACCAGAUCAACCUUCUGAUCUUUGACGAAGCCCACCAUGCCAAAAAAGAGCAUCCGUAUGCUCGUAUCAUCCGAGACUCCUAUUUGAAAGCCGAUCCUGAAAAGCGGCCCAGGAUCUUCGGGAUGACUGCUUCCCCGGUUGAUGCUAAGUGUGACAUAGCGGAAGCAGCAAUGCAACUUGAGACUCUCUUAAAUAGUCGAAUUGCAACAACAUCGGAUCUUGCCCUUCUGCGAACCUUCGUGAACAAGCCAAUAGAGGAGGAAUGGGUCUACGACAAGCUUCCUCCGCCGCUUGAGACCAAUCUGCAUAGGACUCUGAAAACCAAGUAUGGGGAUAUGCCAAUUCUUGAAGGCGCAUUUCGAUUUGCAUCUGUUGCAAGCUCAGAAUUAGGGGCUUGGUGCGCAGACCAGGUAUGGGCUCUGGCCCUAUCAGACGAAGUGUUACCCAAGCUGGAGGGCAGUAUCGGCAAAGCGAGCGAAUCUGAUCCUCAGGAUUCUGAAAAGGCUUCGGAGGAGAUCAAGCGGAUUCAAGAAGCCAACCAGCUGGUCAAGGAGUACAUUGCAAACCAGACAUUUACGCCUAGUGAUCUCAGCUCCAAAGUUGAGAUUUUGAUGAGAAAGCUGCAAGAACAGUUUGCGAAGUCUCCAGAUACCAAAUGCAUCGUGUUCACACAAAGGCGCAACACAGCUAAAGUAUUGUUACAGCUGUGCGAAAAGCUGCAAUUCCCAAACCUCCGUCCCGAUGCCUUGGUCGGUGUCCGCAAAGGAGAUGCGCUAGGAAUGAGUUCAACAUUUCGUCGGCAGUUUCUUGUCUUGGUCAAGUUCCGAAAAAGUGAAAUCAACUGCUUGUUUGCAACAUCGGUCGCAGAGGAAGGCCUUGACAUCCCAGACUGUAACCUGGUGGUUAGAUUCGAUCUCUAUGACACGGUUAUUCAAUAUGUCCAAAGCCGAGGCCGUGCCAGGCGCGCCGACUCAGUGUACGCAACCAUGGUUGAAAGUGGCAAUCGCAACCACAGCACGAGACUACAGGAAGUUCGAAGAGCAGAGCAUCUCAUGAAGAAUUUCUGCAACCUGCUGCCAGAGGACCGAAAAUUGUACCGAGACGAGCAUGAUAAUGGAGUGCUUAUUCACCAGGAAGAUCGGAAGAGAACGUACACUAUCACGAGCACAGGUGCCAUGUUGACCUAUCGCCAUGCGAUUGGUGUACUGGCACGAUUUGCCAGCUCAUUGGUAAGGGCCAAUUUGCUUCUGUUGACUUGCACCAUCAAGCUAACGGUGACAAAACCUCAGCAAUACGAAAAUGAGAUCUCGGCCUCGGUCACAUACAUUGUCAUGUCAGAAAACGAAUCAUUCAGCUGUGAAAUAAUUAUGCCGGAGAAGUCACCUGUGCGAAGAGUGCUUGGAUGCUCCGAAUCAAAGAAAUCACUCGCUAAGCAGUCGGCGGCUUUUGAUGCAUGUUUGCUACUUCGCAAAAGAAAUCUGUUGGAUGAGCACUUCAACUCCGUCUACCACAAGCGCCUGCCAGCGAUGCGCAAUGCUAAAUUGGCCAUUACUUCAAAGAAGACUGACCAGUACAAGAUGCGUACCAAGCCCUCAAUCUGGGCAAGGCAGCAGGGAACUAUUCCGACACGUCUGUACGCGACAGUUAUUCGUCUCAUUCCAUCAGAGCUUCUGACUCGAGCUCACGGAAGUAUCGUCUUGCUGACACGAGAGCGGAUUGCAGCAAUACCCACUUUUCCCGUCUUCUUGGAUGAUGAUAUCGAGACUACAGUUCAGUCUUUGUGUAUUGACGGGUGCCUUGAGGUUGCUUCCGAAGAGCUCGAGACUUUGACUGCAUUUACUCUUGCUGUGUUCCAUGACGUGUUUCACAAGACUUAUAAGCACGCCUCGGAACAGUUUCCGUACUGGCUUGCGCCUGCUCGAGGAGAUGUGGACAUUAGGACAUCAACAAGUCUCUUUGACAUGAUUGACUGGGCUGCUUUGCAAUACGUCCAAGAUAACCCCAAGCUUAUGUGGUCUACUGACAUGGAGCCGGAAUUAUUGCUGACCAAAUUUAUCUACGACGACUGGAAUGGAAAGUAUCGAUACUUCCCGCUGGCUAUAGACCCCAAUCUACGUCCUUCAGACCCACCCCCAUCCUACGCACCGUCUCGAAAAUGGUCAGACGAUAUCAUGAAUUGGUCCUUGAGUUUGAGCAAGAAUUCACGUCCAAAAUUCUUUGAUCGCUGUGUCUGGACUCAACCGGUCUUACAGGCAGAGUUGAUCUGUCUUCGGCGGAACUUUCUUGACAAAGCAGCGGAGGAAGAGAGAGCAUCUAACACGAGAUGCGUCAUUUGCCCUCAGCCUUUGGCUAUAUCGGCGAUUUCCAUGUCUGUGGCCGCAACCUGUCUUGUCUUUCCAGCAAUAAUCUCUCGAAUGGAGUCUUACCUGAUCGCCCAGGAGGGAUGCAAAAUGUUAGAUCUUGGUGAUAUUAAGCUCGAAUAUGCCCUGGAGGCCUUUACCAAAGAUUCGGAUAACACCGAAGAGCAUCGGAGCCUACAGAUUCACGUUCAGCGAGGAAUGGGAAAAAACUACGAGCGCCUUGAGCUGCUAGGAGACUCUGUGCUCAAGAUGGCAACAUCGAUUUCGCUCUUUGCUCAAAAUCCCGACGAUGAUGAAUACGACUAUCACGUCAACAGAAUGUGUCUCAUCUGCAACAAAAACCUGUUCAAAAAUGCAAUUGAACUGAAGCUAUAUGAGUACAUACGUAGUCGUGGGUUCUCUCGGCAUAUGUGGUACCCCCCAGGUCUCUCGCUUGAGUAUGGCCGAGACCACGCCAAAUUUAUUGAUAGUGAAGGCAAGCACUCCUUAGCCGAGAAGACUAUAGCAGAUGUCUGCGAGGCAUUGAUAGGAGCGUCGUUACUCUCAGGAGGUGAUUAUAAUCGUUAUGACAUGGCUAUCAAAGCCGUGACCGUCUUCGUCAACAGCCAGAACCACACGGCAACCUCAUGGAAAGACUACAUCUCUGCAUAUUCUAUUCCUUCGUACCAGAGCAGGGCGCCUGAUGGAUUCGAAAAGAACUUGACUCAGCAGAUCUUCGAGAAAGUAGGAUACAAGUUCAAGUACCCCCGUCUUCUGCGGUCGGCUUUCACGCAUCCAUCUUAUCCACUGGCAUGGGCCAAAGUGCCUUGCUACCAGCGGCUCGAGUUCUUGGGCGAUGCACUCUUGGAUAUGGUGUGCGUGGAGCACUUGUUCCAUCGGUUCCCCAACCGAGAUCCGCAGUGGUUGACUGAACACAAGAUGGCUAUGGUAUCCAACAAAUUUCUCGGUGCUUUGGCUGUGAAACUGGGGCUUCAUCUUCAUCUUCAGCAUUUCAGCAAUCCUCUCAUGAUCCAAAACAGCAAAUACGCGGAGGAAAUUCAGCUUGCAGAGAGUGAAAGCAACGGAGAGGUAGACUACUGGCUUUCGACGUCGGAUUCUCCAAAGUGUCUUCCCGACAUGAUUGAGGCCUAUCUCGGUGCCAUAUUCGUUGAUUCUGGCUUCGACUUCACAGUGAUUGAGGCCUUCUUCCAAAGGCAUAUCCUACCCUUCUUUCAUGACAUGUCUAUUUACGACACAUUUGCAAACAGGCAUCCAACGACGUUCCUCCAUAGUCAAAUGACUCACAACUACCGAUGCGCCGAUUACUGCUUGAAAUCUGCAGAAGUUCCUGCCGUGGAGGGAGAAACUCCCAGGGUCUUCGCUGCGGUUAUGGUGCAUGGCCAAUCUAUUGCCAGCGCAGUGGCAUCUUCUAGUCGGUAUGCGAAAGUGAGGGCUAGCACCAGGGCAUUGGCUGUUAUUGAUGGAAUGUCACUUUCCGAUUUCCGGGAGAAAUACCACUGUGCUUGUCAAGGUGGACAGGUCGCUGUCGACCAUGCAAAUAUCGGAACGGCAGUUUGA